Messenger RNA from Magnolia sinica, 535 nucleotides. Its product is annotated as putative invertase inhibitor. Gene Ontology annotation, molecular function: pectinesterase inhibitor activity. Gene Ontology annotation, biological process: negative regulation of catalytic activity. NCBI's taxonomy places the organism in Eukaryota, Viridiplantae, Streptophyta, Magnoliopsida, Magnoliales, Magnoliaceae. The record is from RefSeq and is a predicted model, not a curated record. The transcript has a single exon. The coding region runs from base 16 to 489 and encodes 157 amino acids.
AUAUUUUCAAAAUCCAUGAGCUCUUCAUUAGUUCACAAGACCCGUGAGUCGACAAUUGAUUACAAAUUCUGUAUCCACACCCUGGAUUCUGAUCCUAGAACCACAACCGCAGAUCUUGUUGGCCUUGCUAACAUUUCUCUCGAUCUAACGUUCCAUAAUGCUACAGACACUCAUGUAUACAUCUCUCGCUUGUUGGAAAAUGCCAAUGAGCCUACUAUCAAGAAAUGGCUUAACAUUUGCCAUGAAAAAUACGGGUACGCGCUUGCUGGGAUCUCAGAUUCAUUCAAUGACUUGGCUUAUAAGGAUUACGAGAAUCUCAAUUUAAGUGCUCAGCUUGUUGGUGCUCAAGCUCUACAAUGUGAAAAAUCCUUCGGAGCAAAGGAGGAGAGUCAUAAAUCGCCGUUGAGUCUCAGAAAUGAUGACCUGAAUCGUCUUUCUGACAUCGUUGCAACCAUUGCAUCUAUACUUAACCCAGAUCUUCUUGUGUGAUUUCCUUCACUCAAUGUUGCUCGACUUCUCUUCAAUAAUAUACAAA